CCAAGAUAUUAAAAACUGAAUGAGGUGACAAAGAUUGGUAGCGAUGGUGCCGUUGGGAUCGUCCUCUUCUUGGUGUAGAUAUAUGUUCCUGGAUAACCUGACCUAAUUGUUGUUUAACCCAAGUCAGUCCUCAUCGAGCAGACCCAUGAUCCAAAAUAUGUACCAAUCGCAUCCACCAAUCAUUUUUGGUUUUUGAAAUAUAGGUCAUCGACGAUCUCACUACGACUGUAUUCGUUUUCUAAGAUAGUGGGUUUGAAUAACAGGAUAUUUAGCUGCCACUUCCAGCAGAUCAGCCGACCACGCAGAGGCUGCUUCUCAGUGUUAAACACUGCAUUGGAAUAGUCUUGAAGAGGGUUUAGCGUCAAUAAAUGUCAAGUGUGAAUCUUUUAUCGCUCGCUGACUGUCGAAAAAAGCUGUCAUGUGAUUUGACCGCUUAGAAGAAAUUAUCUCUCCCUUCACUCUUGCCGCACGUUAUCUUUGGUUCUCACGACUACAGGUCGUUGUAAUGGAUUGCAACAACUUUUUGCUUCUAUCUAUACUCAUUUACGCUUUCAUCCCGUCCUCUCAUGCAUUCCUUCAUGGUCUACCAUUAAGAAGACAGUUGACCGCAUCUUCAAAGUAUACACCUUAUUAUGAACCAGUUGUCUCUACAGAAUACUUCCAUACCAAUUUCGAAACUCGGUACUUCACUCAAGCUGUUGACCACUUUGGCUGGAACACAGACACCUACCAGCAAAGAUAUCUUGUGUCCACUCAGUGGUGGGAUGGAAAUGGAGGCCCAAUAUUCUUUUACACUGGCAAUGAAGGAGAUAUUGUCUGGUUUUUAAAAAACACAGGUUUCAUGAUGGACAUUGCUGGAAAAUUUGGUGCCAUGCUGGUCUUUGCUGAGCAUCGUUACUAUGGCAAAUCAUUACCAUAUGGGACAGAAUCUUAUAAGAAUCCUGUAAAACUGUCAUACUUAACAUCAGAACAAGCACUUGAAGACUAUGCCAAAUUGAUUCAACACAUGAAAUCCACCAUAAAAGGUGCCCAAAACAGUUCUGUUGUGGCAUUUGGUGGUUCCUAUGGUGGGAUGUUGUCUGCUUGGUUUCGAAUGAAAUAUGCUGGGGUGAUUGUUGGGUCAAUUGCAGCUUCUGCUCCAAUUUGGGGAUUUCCUGGGAUAUCUAAAUGCAAUGGUUUAUUUACUGUCAUAACAAACACAUUUAAACAUAGUGGUGAACAUUGUCCAGGAAGCAUCCGGAAAAGUUGGAAAGUAAUUGAUGAUCUUGGAAAAUACAGUGAAGGUCUGAAGUUUCUCUCUGAAGAAUUAAAGUUAUGUUCAAGCCUAGAAAACUCUACAGUUGAUGACCUCAAGGAAUGGUUGAGUGACACAUGGUUUGAUUUAGCAAUGAUGGAUUAUCCUUACUCAACCAAUUUUCUAGAACCUCUACCUGCCUGGCCAGUGAAAAAAACCUGUACACCAUUGAAUGAUCCUAGUCUUGAUGGUAAACACCUCAUUUCUGCUCUGGCUAAAUCUCUGCAAGUCUAUUACAACACAACAGGUAAUACUCCAUGUUUCAAUUUAACCCAGACAUCUAGUUCGGACAUGGGAAGUUUAGGAUGGAGCUAUCAGUCUUGUACAGAAAUGGUAAUGCCAAGCUGCACAGAUGGCAUCACAGAUAUGUUUUACCCAACCAAGUGGAAUUUCACCCAGUAUUCUGAAUCUUGUUAUGCUCAGUGGAAAGUUGUACCCAGACCUAACUGGAUUGUAACAGAAUAUGGUGGUAAAAAUAUUCAAGCUGCAUCUAACAUUGUCUUCAGCAAUGGAUUGCUUGAUCCCUGGUCAGCCUUUGGAGUCCUUAAAAAUAUUUCUGACACCCUAAUAUCUCUCAUCAUUCCUGAAGGAGCACACCAUUUGGAUCUGAGAUUCAAGAAUAUCGAUGACCCACCAUCUGUAACAGAGGCAAGGAAUAUCGAGCAGAUGCAUAUAAGAAAAUGGCUGAAAUCAAAAUAAAUCUUAAAAUAUGUGGACAUUUUGUUUUGAAAUAUAAAUGUUUUGAAUUUCAAUAAUUCAUUGUAAGAUUUUUACCAAUAAAGUUAGUAUUUUUCUAGUCAUUUCACA
This is a messenger RNA of Octopus bimaculoides (California two-spot octopus), 2101 nucleotides long. Its product is annotated as lysosomal Pro-X carboxypeptidase. Lineage: Eukaryota; Metazoa; Mollusca; Cephalopoda; Octopoda; Octopodidae. Gene Ontology annotation, biological process: angiogenesis involved in wound healing; regulation of blood vessel endothelial cell migration; proteolysis. The record is from RefSeq and is a predicted model, not a curated record. Gene Ontology annotation, molecular function: serine-type exopeptidase activity; dipeptidyl-peptidase activity.